Molecule: messenger RNA, 3238 nt
Organism: Mustela erminea (ermine)
Lineage: Eukaryota; Metazoa; Chordata; Mammalia; Carnivora; Mustelidae
Gene: TEC
Product: tec protein tyrosine kinase
Exons: 18
Coding region: 615-2669 (684 amino acids)
Biological process (GO): peptidyl-tyrosine autophosphorylation; adaptive immune response; T cell receptor signaling pathway
Molecular function (GO): ATP binding; protein binding; non-membrane spanning protein tyrosine kinase activity
Source: RefSeq, a predicted model, not a curated record
CACUUACGUUUUUUACGUGACUUCUGUUACCCUAUGACUUGAUGUGCAAUGACUGUCCUGUGCGGUGAAGGGCAGGGAAGAAAAGGCUGCUGUCCAUUUGAUUUCUAUCAAAUAAGAAUCUUCAUGUAUUUUCUGAGUAGUUUUGGGUUUUCAGAUAGUUAAACUUUGUUGAAUUUUAGAAGGCUUAGUUUAGGCGUGGGGGAUCCAAAUACAGGGCUGAUGACUUUGUCCAGAUGGGUUCUUCCCUGAGUCUGUUAGUUGUGACCGGGUGGAUUUCCUUUUCUCUUGUGGUUGAGGCAGGAACCCUAGGAAAGAGAACUAUGAAGCAUGGUGUAGACAUUGGAGAACAUCCUCAUGGCUGUGGUAACUAGGAUGUUUGAUCAAGAUUACAUCUUUAUCAGAGCUGGAGACUGACCCCCUACCCACCACUGUGGUAAUUCAUUCUGUUCACAAGUCCACCAGGUCCAUGUGAUCAUCCAUCUCUGGUGCUAAGGUCCCGAGGCAAUUUAGAUACCAGCUUCAAUCAGCCAUGGAGAUGAUGAAUGUACUUUUUCAUCUGAGAUAUUUGUUUCCCUGCAAUUAGGUAGCAGAAGAAUGUGCCAGAAACCUAUGGGAUGCUGGGGGAGGUACAAAGGAGUGACUCAUCAUCGUGGCAAACCUUGAUUAGAUUUCUUGUGAAAUGCUGGGUAAUGGAGGAACAGGAUGAGCCUGGGGAUGAAGAGAGGAAUACUGGGAUCUUCAAUGGCAGGAGACAGAGUGAUCAGAAGACCGAGAUGAAUUUUAACACUAUUCUAGAAGAGAUUCUUAUUAAAAGAUCACAACAGAAAAAGAAGACAUCACCCUUAAACUAUAAAGAGAGACUUUUUGUGCUAACAAAGUCCAUGUUAACCUACUAUGAAGGUCGACCAGAGAAAAAAUACAGAAAGGGAUUUAUUGAUGUUGCAAAAAUCAAGUGUGUGGAAAUAGUGAAGAAUGAUGAGGGUGUUGUCCCCUGCCAAAAUAAAUAUCCAUUUCAGGUUGUUCAUGAUGCUAACACACUUUACAUUUUUGCACCUAGUGCACAAAGCAGGGACCGGUGGGUGAAGAAGUUAAAAGAAGAAAUAAAGAACAACAAUAAUAUCAUGAUUAAAUAUCAUCCUAAAUUUUGGGCAGAUGGAAGUUAUCAGUGUUGCCGACAGACUGAAAAAUUAGCACCUGGAUGCGAAAAAUAUAACCUUUUUGAGAGUAGUAUAAAAAAAGCACUACCUCCAGCACCAGAAACAAAGAAGCGAAGGCCUCCCCCACCAAUUCCACCUGAAGAAGAAGACAAUAGUGAAGAAAUCGUUGUAGCCAUGUAUGAUUUCCAAGCAACGGAGGCACAUGAUCUCAGAUUAGAGAGAGGCCAAGAAUAUAUUAUAUUAGAAAAGAAUGAUGUUCAUUGGUGGAAAGCAAGAGAUAAAUACGGGAGUGAAGGAUAUAUCCCAAGUAACUAUGUAACAGGAAAGAAAUCAAACAACUUAGACCAAUAUGAGUGGUAUUGCAGAAACACAAACAGAAGCAAAGCAGAGCAGCUCCUCAGAAGUGAGGAUAAAGAAGGUGGUUUUAUGGUAAGGGAUUCCAGUCAACCAGGCAUGUACACGGUCUCCCUUUAUACGAAGUUUGGAGGCGAGGGCUCGUCAGGUUUCAGGCAUUAUCAUAUAAAGGAAACAACAACAUCCCCCAAGAAGUAUUAUCUGGCAGAAAAGCAUGCGUUUGGUUCCAUUCCUGAGAUCAUUGAAUAUCACAAGCACAACGCAGCAGGACUUGUCACAAGACUGCGGUACCCAGUCAGUACGAAGGGGAAAACUGCUCCAACCACUGCAGGCUUCAGCUAUGAAAAAUGGGAGAUCAAUCCCUCAGAGCUGACCUUUAUGAGGGAACUGGGGAGCGGACUGUUUGGAGUGGUGAGGCUGGGCAAGUGGAGGGCUCAGUACAAGGUGGCAAUCAAAGCCAUUAGGGAAGGUGCCAUGUGCGAGGAAGACUUUAUAGAAGAAGCUAAAGUGAUGAUGAAGCUGACACACCCGAAGCUAGUACAGCUGUACGGUGUAUGCACCCAGCAGAAACCGAUUUACAUUGUUACCGAGUUUAUGGAGAGGGGCUGUCUUCUGAAUUUCCUCCGACAGAGACAAGGUCAUUUUAGUCGAGAUGUGCUGCUGAGCAUGUGUCAAGAUGUGUGUGAAGGCAUGGACUACCUGGAGAGAAACAGCUUCAUCCACAGAGAUCUGGCUGCCAGAAAUUGCCUAGUUAAUGAGGCCGGAAUUGUAAAAGUAUCAGAUUUUGGAAUGGCCAGGUAUGUUCUGGACGAUCAAUACACAAGUUCUUCCGGCGCAAAAUUUCCAGUGAAGUGGUGUCCACCUGAGGUGUUUAACUACAGUCGCUUUAGUAGCAAAUCAGAUGUCUGGUCAUUUGGUGUUUUAAUGUGGGAAAUAUUCACUGAAGGCAAAAUGCCUUUCGAGAAAAACACCAACUACGAAGUGGUAACCAUGGUUACGCGGGGCCACCGACUCUACAGGCCGAAGCUGGCAUCCAAACAUGUGUACGAGGUGAUGCUGAGAUGUUGGCAGGAGAAACCAGAGGGAAGGCCUUCCUUUGAAGAUUUGCUGCGUACAAUAGAUGAACUAGUCGAGUAUGAAGAAACUUCUGGAAGAUGAGUGGUGUUUUGACCCAUGGCUUACAGAUUCCACAGCAUGAGGAAGAAAUGGCACUUUGCAGCUAACUUCUAAUUUAUUUAGCACUUGGACAUAUAGACAGUUUUACUUACAAAGUGGAAAAACCUAAAGCAUUUGCAUCUAGACCAGUCCUAGCUCUGGGACUGAAUCUUUUAGGUUAUGGAAAUGUUGCCUGAGAGAUGGUGAUUAAAAACACUCACUUUUUUCCAUCCCACAAAUAUUUGAGUGUCCACCACGUGCUAGAUACGAUGCCCAGACCCCAAGGUUUUCCCAUUUUAAGGGUGUAUAUGGGGCCAUGUUGGCUGAUGUCUGUGGAAGGUCAGGAUAUUUGGGAAGGGAAAGGGAAUUAGAGCCUUUUUCCUGCAACCUUUCUCUUUCCUUUGGCUUCUACAGAAAUCUGGGCCUGAGGCAUUGUCUAGAAUGUGGGUUCUGGAUGAAUCAGAAACCCAUCUUGGAUAAGUACCCCUCUUCUGUUUUGAAAACAUCUGUUUUUCAAGACUGCCAUUAGUAUUACAUUAAAAAAUAUUUGUAUGCUGUAUAUAUUGUAAAUA